Molecule: messenger RNA, 4083 nt
Organism: Dermochelys coriacea (leatherback sea turtle)
Lineage: Eukaryota; Metazoa; Chordata; Testudines; Dermochelyidae
Gene: SRSF10
Product: serine and arginine rich splicing factor 10
Exons: 6
Coding region: 135-926 (263 amino acids)
Molecular function (GO): RNA binding
Source: RefSeq, a predicted model, not a curated record
CGCCGGAAGCGCCCCGAAGUCUCGCGAGAGGCGGCGAGGCCGUUGAUCGUGGUGGCGCUGUCUCUCUCUCACCGGAGAGUCGCUUCGCUCCUCUUUUCUCCUCCGCGUCUGGGCCCUGCCUGGGAGCCGCCGCCAUGUCCCGCUACCUGCGCCCCCCCAACACCUCGCUGUUCGUGCGGAAUGUGGCCGACGACACCAGGUGUGUGUCUGAAGACUUGCGUCGUGAGUUUGGUCGUUAUGGGCCUAUAGUUGAUGUGUACGUUCCACUUGAUUUCUACACUCGUCGUCCAAGAGGAUUUGCUUACGUUCAAUUUGAAGAUGUCCGUGAUGCUGAAGAUGCCCUCCAUAAUUUGGACCGGAAGUGGAUUUGUGGCCGUCAGAUAGAAAUCCAGUUUGCACAGGGUGAUCGGAAAACUCCAAAUCAAAUGAAAGCCAAGGAAGGGAGAAAUGUGUACAGUUCUUCUCGCUAUGAUGACUACGACAGAUAUAGGCGAUCUAGAAGCCGGAGUUAUGAAAGGAGGAGGUCUAGAAGUCGUUCUUUUGAUUACAACUAUAGAAGAUCUUAUAGUCCUAGAAAUAGACCUACUGGAAGACCUCGGCGUAGCAGGAGCCGUUCGGACAAUGAUAGGUUCAAACACCGCAAUCGAUCUUUUUCAAGAUCUAAGUCCAAUUCAAGAUCACGAUCCAAGUCACAGCCCAAGAAAGAAAUGAAGGCUAAAUCACGUUCUAGGUCUGCAUCUCACACCAAAUCUAGAGGCACCUCUAAAACAGAUACUAAAACACAGUAUAAGUCCAGCUCAAGAUAUGAAAAGGAACCGAGAAAAAAAGAACCAGCUAGAUCCAAAUCUCAGUCAAGAUCACACUCUAGAUCUAGGUCAAAAUCCAGAUCAAGGUCAUGGACUAGUCCCAAGUCCAGUGGCCACUAACAGUGUAACCAUAUUGUUUUUAGGCAUGAAUCAUUCAUUUACACACAGUUCAGUUUUCUUAAAUUAUCAGGAAUAUGAUGUUGCAACAGUGCUAAAAAGAACUUCUUUUUGUCAGUUUUCCCUGUAGCAGGCAAUGGUUAUAAUUAAAAUAACAGUGUUGAGAAGCCACUAAGAGAGUCCACUUUGUGAAAUGUCAUGGGCAGCUAUUGAUUUGAUUGUGGUGUCUAUGUAUAUUUUUGUAAAGAUUUGCAUUUUUUGAUGCUUAAAAUAUUGGUGAUAACUUGAUUGACCAUAAUUCGCAACAUUGUCCUAUUACAAAUUUCACACCCACAGAGAAAUUGGUGUGGAGCAGUUAAACUAGCAGUUUAACUUGUUCUUCAAUAUUAAAAGUUUGCAGUAUGAAUGGAAAACUGGGCAGCUGUAGUGCAACGCUGUCUGCUGUGAAAUAGACUGGCAACAUUACGUUUCCAUUGUUUAGAGGGAGGAAAUCUAUAUUUUUCAUGCCCACCUACAGCAAGUAGACAUGUGGUGUUGAAGUUUCUUGUUAACCCCACCAUCUGGAGAGAUGGUACUAACAUUGCAUAUAGUAUACGGGGAGAGUCCCAGUCUUGAGGAUUCAUGGGAGAUCACGCAGUGUCACGAUCGUUGUCAGGAGAGGGCUUCAUUGUUUUUACCCGUCUGCUAAUAUUAGAUGUUUAAUAAAAACAUAUACAUUUGAAAAUAUUUAGGUCACAUUUAAGCAAAUGACAGAGCAGCUACAAUAUUAGGUUAACGUGUACAUUUUAUUCAGUUUUUGUAUCUAUUCUAAAUUUUAGUGAGCAAUUAAUCAUAAAUUGCUUAGUUUCCUGCUGUUAGAUGCAAGUAGAUUGUUUCAAGUUGUGUGUGUACAGUAUAUAAGAACUAAACUUUUAUGCCAAUUACUCUUGUGGUUAGUUGGUGCAUUCAUAGAUAUCAAACUCUAGCCAUCUCCCUAUUUGUGAAUAACUAAAGGAUUGCUUUUACACUUCAAAAUUUAUCUAGUCAAGCAAGCCUAAAUUACGUCUCUUCCUAGCCAGACUGGAUAGUGCUUUGGUUACAAGGUUUCAUUUUAAAUUACUUAAGAACAAAUCUUUCGAAUUAGGUGUGAAUUAGAGCUGCAUCUCUAGCUAUUUUGUUUAUCACAAAUACAGUAUCUUGAGUAAAUUGAUGUGAAAAAUAGUACAAUACCAGUAUGUAAUCUCACAAGUAUUUCUCUAGAAGGCAAGAUGUUUUGUUAAGAAAAUGGCUUCUGGCUUUGAAUUUAAAUAAUAAUAAAAAAAGCCAGUGUCAAACACCUUAUGUUCCUUGCUGUCUAUAUAGUAGUCUAUGAAGAUGUUGGUGAAAAAGUUUCCUUUUUAGAGAAUUACUUUUAGGUUUUGGUUUUAGCAAUUUCAGCAGGGCCUUUGAGGAAACAGACGGCUUUUAAAUUCUGGCUGUUGAAUGUGCUUAAGGGGUUGAUUCUAGAACCUUUGUAUACUAGAUAGUAUUUCUAACUUUUUUUUCUUUACUCUUUGCAGUUAAUGUUCAUGUUCUGCUAUGCAAUCAUUUAUAUGCACGUUCCUUUAAUUUUGUAGACUUUCCUGGAUGUAUAGUUUAAAAACAACAGUCUAUUUAAAGCUAGCAGUAGCGUGCAGCUCUAGCAGAGGAAAGUUGUGGGAUUAAACUUUGUAUUUUCUUUCAUAUAGGGGCUUCUAAAAAGGUAUUUUUAUAUGUUCUUUUUAACAAAUAUUGUGUACUACCUUUAAAACAUCAAUGUUUUGAUCAAAAUAACUAAAGACCCAGCUUAUUUUCUGCUUGCUGUAAAUUUAGCAAACAUGCUACAAUAAAAAAAAAAUGAAGGAAAUACUGAUCCACUGGAGUUAUUGUAGCUUUAGAAUUUGAUUCUAGAGCAGCAUUAGGAACAAGGCUGUGCAUCUUCUGUGAAGUAAGAUACCUCUUUAAGGUUUAGUGGUAAAGUAGAACAGGAAUCCUUUUAUUUUGUCUGUCUAGAUACAACUGUAUUUUUAUUUUUUGUUUAAAGAGGGCUAAUGGGUGAAAUAAGAAGAAUGUUAAGUAUACCUUUUGGUCUAAUAAUGCAAAAUAGAUUUAUCCUAACUUCCAUGGUCAAGAUUGCUCGGCAGAUAUACAGAUUUUUCCCCAUUUAUCAUAUCUGAGAUAAUUCAGUAGACAAAUCAUGGGUUGUUAAACAGCAUUUAAAGAUGCAUGAGGGAACAACAUUUCUAGGUAACAGCUAGCAGUUACUUACACCUACCAUGUCUUGCAUUGUACCAAAAGCAUUUAUUUAGUAGAUUCCAUAAAAAAUAAUUUUUACUGUUAGAAUUCUAUCUUUUCUUUUCCUCAACCUCUCAAAGCCUAAGAUGGCUUUUCGCAAUAGUGGAUCAUGCAUAACUUGUGGGGGGAAAAAAGGGAAAAUAAUGUCCUGAUAAAAUUUACUUUGGACUCCCAAUCUUUGGAAACCAUUUUAAGUGUAGAGGCUUAAAGGAAUUUUAAGCAUGUAGAUAAGAUUGGGGCCUAUAGUUACAAUGAAUUGUUUUCAGAUAUUAACAGCAAAAGAGAAAUUGACUAUUUGGAAAAUGUUACAGUGCUAAAAACAAAAACUAUGAUUCAGAGGUUGUAGUGUAGUUUGUAUGUGGAGUUUGAUAUAUUUUUAUAUAACAGUCCUUUAUUUUGAAAGCCAACUCAAUUGAAGUCCACUGUAGCAUGACUUUAACUUGACUUGUGCAUAUGAGCAAGCCAGAAAAGCUGAGCACAAACCCACAACGUUGCAAGAGCGAAGAUGGUACCCUAGUUCUGGUUCCAAUUGGGAAAAAAUGUUGGAAAGGCUGUUCUGUGAGGCCCUUUCAGCCAAGAAGGGAUUACCAGGCCAUGGCCAAGGAGACAGGGAACGUUUGUGUAUUUGUGCCAGUCAGCCCCUGCAGACACCAUCAUCCUUCCCCAGCGCACAAACAUUAUUCCUGCUUUAGAGCAAAUAAGCCCCUCUUCUGCAAGCUUUCUGCAGGCUUAGCUGCAGGAAUGUGUGCAUCUGAAAAACAAUAUGUAUAUACAUCUUUGGAGCGGUGAGAAGAAUGGGAGUUAUGCUUUUCUGUGGUAAACUAGAAUUUGCCUCUAAUGCAGAUUCUGUAGAAGUGAAAUAAUGUUU